AUGUCGUCAACACCUACUACUUCUGUCAAUCCAUCAUCAUCAUCUCGUGUUCAAUCGGCUAAUAAUAUAGCAAAAGAAGAAACAUCCAUAGAAAAUAAUAAUAUAACGACAGAUAAAACAUCUCGUCCACCAUCUGCAUCACAAAAAAUUGAAACUAAUACAUCAACAGCUACUACUGAUAAUGGCAUAUCAUCGGAUGUUCCUACUACCGAAAAAGAAGAACCAGUUCUAUUAACAGUUAUUUCUUCAUCAGAACGUCCACCAUCAGCAACACAGAAUGAUCUUAUUGUUAAUCCAAUUCUUGAUUCAACAAAUACUGAACCAAAAACUUCAAGACCACCAUCAGCUAAUCCAAAAACAAAUGAAUUAACUUCACAGGGAGAUACUAUUAAUACAACAAAUUCACGAUCACCAUCAGCAAGUCGAAAAAAUGUUGAAUCAUCAAAUUCCAGACCACCAUCGGCUAAUCCGAAAACAGAUGACUUAACUUCACAUGAAUAUACUAUAAAGGCAAAAAAUUCACGACCACCAUCAGCAAGUCGAAAAGACAUUGAAUCAUCAAAUUCUAGACCAUCAUCAGCAGCAAAUCGAAAAGAUACUGAAUUAACUACAGCUGCUCAAAUAAAUUCCAGACCACCAUCGGCUAAUCUAAAAAUAGAUGACUUAACUUCACAUGGAUAUACUAUAAAUGUAACAAGUCCACGGCCACCAUCAGCAAGUCGAAAAGAUGUUGCAUCGUCAAAUUCCAGACCAUCAUCGGCUAAUCUAAAAACAAAUGAUUUAACCUCACAUGGAGAUACUAUCAAUAAAACAAAUUCACGACCACCAUCAGCAAGUCGAAAAGAUGUUGAAUCAUCUACAACUGCUCCAUCAAAUUCUAGACCACCAUCAGCAACAAAUCAAAAAGAUACUGAAUUAACUACAGCUGCUCCAACAAAUUCAAGACCAUCAUCGGCUGUUCAAAAAUCAAAUGAAUCAUCUAUCAAUAAUUCAACAGCAACAACAACAACAACGACAAAUUCAAGACCACCAUCAGCAAAUCAAAAAGUAAAUGAAUCAGUUAUAAACAAUUCUACUGCUGUUACAACAAGCUCAAGACCAUCAUCAGCCAAUCAAAACAUAGAUUUAACAACUACAAAUAAUUCUACAACUUCUCGAACAAGUUCAAGGCCACCAUCGGCAAGUCAAAAACAAAAUGAAACAACAACAAAUGAUUCGAAUAUAACACAAGCAAUUAUUGGACGUCCAUCUUCAGCAGCUAAAAUGACGCCUACUGAUGAAUCUAAAAUUAUGAUUACUCUUGAUGCUAAUGCUUCACCUGAUAUUCAAACAGAAAAUAAACCCAUCGAACCUCUUCCUACUACACCACGUAUUGGUUCCGCUUCAAAAAAUCUUCAAACAUCAACAACUACAGAAAAUAAUAGUUAA
Rotaria sordida is the source of this 1428-nucleotide messenger RNA. The record is from the annotation of a GenBank genome assembly. Lineage: Eukaryota; Metazoa; Rotifera; Eurotatoria; Philodinida; Philodinidae.